Molecule: messenger RNA, 483 nt
Organism: Vicia faba (fava bean)
Lineage: Eukaryota; Viridiplantae; Streptophyta; Magnoliopsida; Fabales; Fabaceae
Source: the annotation of a GenBank genome assembly
AUGGCUACCAUUUUGGUGCUUCCAUCUCCACCGAUUCAUGUCUACAAUUCAAACUUCAUGCCUCGCCUUCGAAUGUCUCAACCAUAUUCCAAUGCUUCCUCUCAAUUCACCCAUAUAUUGAAACAACCCUAUUUCAAUCAAUUGACACAAGCUCACAUGAAUAUCGGGAGUAUGUCGUGCUGCAAACACAAGAGAGAAAAAAAAAGAGCAAUGCUUGCGGUAAAGUUAAACAGUGUGAUUCUGUCAAGGAAGCCAGAUAUAGGUGCGAGCAAUUCUAUAGUUUUUCCAUCUAAAAAUGAAGAAGAAAGCAAGCAUAUUGUCAAAAAUUUACCUACUGGUGAUCAUCAUCCACUAUCUCAACAACAGAGAGUUGCAAAGCAUGUGCACUCAGUCGUGUUACGAUAUAACUAUUACCACAGAAAACAACAUCCAGAGCUAGGAUUUGUGGCAUUUAAGGAAUUCUGCAAUUGGCUGUGGAUCUAG